Molecule: messenger RNA, 1236 nt
Organism: Mirounga angustirostris (Northern elephant seal)
Lineage: Eukaryota; Metazoa; Chordata; Mammalia; Carnivora; Phocidae
Gene: TMEM107
Product: transmembrane protein 107
Exons: 5
Coding region: 47-469 (140 amino acids)
Biological process (GO): protein localization to ciliary transition zone; non-motile cilium assembly
Cellular component (GO): MKS complex
Source: RefSeq, a predicted model, not a curated record
AGAGCGCGGCCUCCGCUGCAGUCGGCACCCCUGCCGCCGGGGGACCAUGGGCCGGAUCUCGGGGCUCGUGCCCUCUCGCUUCCUGACGCUCCUGGCGCAUCUGGUGGUCGUCAUCACCUUGUUCUGGUCCCGGGACAGCAACAUCCAGGCCUGCCUGCCUCUCACGUUCACCCAGGAGGAGUAUGAGAAGCAGGACAUCCAGCUGGUGGUCGCGCUCUCCGUCACCCUGGGCCUCUUUGCUGUGGAGCUGGCGGGUUUCUUCUCCGGAGUUUCCAUGUUCAACAGCACCCAGAGCCUCAUCUCCAUUGGGGCUCACUGUACGGCAUCUGUAUCCCUGUCCUUUUUCAUAUUCGAGCGUUGGGAGUGCACCACGUACUGGUACAUUUUUGUUUUCUGCAGUGCCCUCCCAGCUAUCACCGAAAUGGCAUUAUUCGUCAGCGUCUUUGGGCUGAAAAAGAAACCUUUCUGAUACCUUCAUGAUGGGAGCAUAGGAUUGAAGGUUGGAGGAUCGAGGGACCACUCACCAUUUCCGGAACAAGAAAGGCUGUCUUCAGUCCUCCCUCUUACUGCAUUUGGUGGACGACGUCAGUGUUCCUGUUAGGGUAAUUAUCACGCGAGUCUGGGAUGAUCAGCGUUUUAUUUAGUGCUUUGUGAUAAAAUAUAUUUUAGAGUAAGAUCAAGACUUGCGAAACGUUUAGGGGAGAAUUGGGGUGGACAAACUACUAAAGAAACGGAAGGCUGUUUUCCAGCCUUGCCGACUGUAAGAUCCUAGGUUUCGCUUUUAUUUUGGUCAUUACGGUAGCGUCUGGCGGAAGGAAGUAGGCGGGGAUAUGUAAAUAACAAGAGCUGUCUGCCGUCAGGGUGCCAAGCUCGUGAGUGGGGCAUUCUGGGAGGGAUUAGUUUAUCUUUUUUUUGGCAGCCAAAUGGGGGGGGAAAUGUUUUUUAAUAUCUGUACAUACAUGUGGCAAUAGAAUGGAAGACCCUCGAUAGCUUCAGGUGCUGGGGCUAGCGCGUUAUUUACUCACCCUAGACGAAAGCGGCAUCCUUCGCCUUGAGUAAGGAAUACGCAGAGCUUUGCGUUUAUCGUCAGGUGGGAUAAUCCUUACCUGUUCCUCCUUCGGGAGGGCAGAUCGGAACAUGAUGAUUGGAGUUCGGAUGAUGCGUGAUUAGCGUCUCUGUGUGGCUGGGAUUUGCAACACCCCGGUCGCUCCUGUCUGAUUCUGCCUGACGAUCUGG